AUGUCUGAAAAACAAACCGCCACUUCGUCCUCCACGGCACACCCUCUGCCCACGGUCUGCACACAGAGCGGCAAUAUGUGCACGGAGGAAGAAGAAGAAAAGAGACUUCAGCAGUACUUUCAGAAAUUUUACAAGACAGACAAAAGACAUCGCAUUGAUUUACAGUGGUUUGGACAUCCGAUAAGUAAUGAUAUGAACCGUCCGGUAUUGGUAGAUAUUCUGGUCUCCAGUCGAAAAUUAAAAAACGAAGAAACAUCACCAACUGAAGUUCUUUUUAAAACUCAUUCUUACGAAAUCAAAUUGAUUCCAAACGAGCAUUUCUUUGAGUGGAACGGAGGGAGAAAAAGUGGAUACACUGUCGAAUUGAAAUUAUUCAAAAAAGUUGUGAACACAAGAAAGAAAAAAGACGACGACUCUCAGGACUCUUUCGCAGAACACACUGAUUGUGGAGUGCCUCUUAUUAGCUACAGUUUUACUGAAGACGUGUUCUCUAACACAUGGAUUUUAAAUCUUAUUUGGCCUGACGAGAAAACAAAGAUCUCGUUUAGGGGUGAUUUUUUCUUUUCUGUUUCAGUGUUCAGAAAAGUGGAUGCUGAUACAUCAAGAAGAAUAUUCACACGAGUUUCGAGUCGAUUUAAGAUUGUAUCCAAGCCAGGUGUUUACUUAAACAAGAAGAGAAAAAAGACAGAUGAAGAGGAAGAUGUGGAAGGUGAAUCUGACCUCUUUAAAAAGUUGCCACCACCAUCACACCUUAUUCCAACAAAUCCUUCCACUACCUUAUUUGCAAAUCCUGUAGUCAACUUAAUGCCAAACUUAGAUGCCUCACACAAUUCAUCUCUUGUAAAUCAAUACUAUCAACAGGUAGUGUUCGAACAAGUCGCACAAUCCAAUCAACACCCAGUAAUUUCAUUCUUCCCUCCACCCGCAUCAGCUUCAAACAGUGCUCUUCCAUUUCCACCAAAAUCGGCAACACAAACGAACCAAUUAUUUGGCGAGCAGCAAUCAAAUCAAAAUGUUAAAUUUUCACUGGAGAAAACUCAAGAUUUAUUCUCAUUCACUCAAGCAUCUCAAUUAGCUGCUUCACAGCACAACACACUGCUUCCAUCAUUAUCAGAUCUAGGCAAUUUGGUAACGCCAAUGAAAACUGAACAAGAUGAGAAUCCUUUCUCUCCAAUUACGCCCAACUCUCCCAUUACACCCUCUGGUAUCUUUGGAACUCAUCAACCAACACCACAAAAAGGGGUGUUGAGUUUGAACUUUUCACAAGAGGUUCCAACAACAAGCAACACUCAAGAUCCUUGGAGUUUCUUUAAUUCUCAAGAAGAGGCAAUGCAAGACUCGAAAAAGGAUGAUUUCUAUUACAAAAUGUUAGCAGAUGAGAAACGUGUAUAA
Molecule: messenger RNA, 1392 nt
Organism: Naegleria fowleri
Lineage: Eukaryota; Heterolobosea; Eutetramitea; Acrasida; Naegleriidae
Exons: 2
Coding region: 1-1392 (463 amino acids)
Source: RefSeq, a predicted model, not a curated record